ACAAUCGGGGCCGCAGUUUGCCUGCUCGCUUUGACACUCGUUUUAUUUGUAUCUCUUUACGUUCGCUCUCAGCAGCAGCAGCAGCUUCACCCAUCAUUAACAACCACGCCGUUGUACUCUGGAUUAUAAGACGCACGCUUCCCCUCUUAUUCCCCUCACCGACGUCUCGUGGGCUGCGUCUUAAUGUCCCCGGGGCACGUGCGAGUUUGACACGAACCAGAUAUAGAUUCCCUUCUUGUGGAUGAUAACUUUUGCGACGAUGACCGCCGACGCGCAGUUCUUGAUCACCUACCUCACGGAGGUGGAGGCCUUGGCCGAGGAUCUCCUGGCGGAUAAACACCAGAUGGUCGCCUUGGACAGGAAGAGGAACAGCAACAGAGAGGCUCUUCGUGCCGUGCAAGGGGGCGCAGCUGCGGAAAAAACCUGGGUCUGUUUUGGAAAUAUGUUCAUCAAAAUACCCCGAUCGAAGACAAGACAGAUGAUAAAAAAUGAUCAAGAGCAGCUGGAGUCGGAGAUGACGAGGAUCCGCAGGGAGCUGAAGGUGAAGUUGAAUCGUCUGAACGAGGCACAAGGCAAACCGGAGCUAAAGGGCUUCGAUCUCGCCCCGCUGUCGCGGGAGGAAAUGCUCGCGAUCAAUAAAGUAAUUAAGGAGUGACGAAGAAGCCGUUCCCGCGCGUUUGCCCCGCGAUGAUCGGCGCCUCGUGCGCGCGCGCUGCCUGCGAUUCCUUCCGCCAAGCGGGCGUCGAGAGCCGCUCGUUAUUUCGGAUUAAACUUUGUUUCAUCGUUAUCAUCACCACCACCGUCGCCCAGCGUGGGCCCAGACCCUCCGAAACGCCGAGCGGCCAGCAACAAACGACACGACCGAAGGCGUGAUCUCGGGUCAGCGGUGUUGGAUGUGCCUGUGUGUACAUCGGUGUGGGGACAGCCAUUUGGUCGGUCCACUGCCGGAUGAAGGCCUCCCUCCACUGUGUCGGCCACGGUGGUUGUUUGACCAUACUUCACCACGCUUGUCAGUGCAUUUUGGUGAACGGAGCACAUUUUUUUUUUUGCAGAGAAUCGCUAUUCGGGUAAACGGAGCACAUUUCUUCUGAGAAUCCCCACUCGGGUCAUUUGUCUCUUUCCCCAAUUUUAUCCGGAUUGUGCCAUCGGCAUCACGAGAUGAAGCGCUCAUUUGGAACUCCUCGCAAAGCAGUGCAACCCUUGGUGUUAAGAGAUUGAUUGUCCCUUGGAAGCGGAUAUCACUGAGCUACCUCUGAAUUCCAUUUGAGUUUUAUAAUCCACACAUCUAAGGAGUUUUUUUUUUGUUUUCGCUGAUUGAUAACCUUCUUUGGGCACGUGGGCAUGUUGCUUUUUAUGCCCGAGUUGAAGAACGCAUGUAUAUGAAAAAAAUAGUAAAACGGUGAUGAUAGUGAAGUCACAAUGAGUGUCAGCUAAUGUAUUGUUGCGCAAGUGAUUAGCGCGCUCCGCUAAGAACCCCGUUCAACCCGAGUUCGAUUCCCGCUCACGACCAUUGUACACUGUGCAAGUUACGUUUAACACUUGCAGAAAACCUCAAUCAUAUUUUACAUUAAUGACAAAAAAAGCUUCCCGUGUUUUUUUAAAUUAACUUUGCAUUCUGGGUUCUCGAAUGACAAUAAAAUUUGAUGUUAACAAAACAUA
Petromyzon marinus (sea lamprey) is the source of this 1659-nucleotide messenger RNA. RefSeq names its product p53 and DNA damage-regulated protein 1. The record is from RefSeq and is a predicted model, not a curated record. Gene Ontology annotation, molecular function: protein kinase binding. Lineage: Eukaryota; Metazoa; Chordata; Hyperoartia; Petromyzontiformes; Petromyzontidae. Gene Ontology annotation, biological process: regulation of TOR signaling; protein localization to mitotic spindle; protein folding. Gene Ontology annotation, cellular component: prefoldin complex; cytosol; mitotic spindle pole.